UUCCGCAUUAUACAUACAUAGGUAUGCACAAGUGACAGUAACAACGAAAUAAAUUUUACUGAUGGUCAAAAAUUCAUCGAAAUAUGUAAAUACUUUUUUUUCUAAACAAAAUGAGCAGAACAUUUAGAGAAAGAUGAAAUUAUUGACCAAAUAUAUAUUAUUUAAGUAAAGUGGCUUGAGAAACGACGUAAACGUUGAGGUUGACAGGUGAACGUUAAUAAAUAAAAUCAACGAUUUCUUCGCAUGCCGAUGACUAUUUAAUGCCGACCAUGGAGGAUCGUGACGGUAACAAGGAACGCCGAGUUUUACAGCACUACGUCGUCAAACAAGACACGGUAUUGGUACGGAUAUUUGGUGUGUGCGACGUUAACGUUAACGAGUUGCGUAUGGGAAUGCUUGUAGAAGCACUGGAGGAUUUAAAGGACAGCGCGUUGAGAGUCCGUGUGACCGACACCGUCAACGAAUGUAAGACCUGGUGCGGUACAGAAUGGCGUUGUCACAAAUAUGAUCUAAUCCCUGUAUCGCAGAAGAUCUGGCAGUACUUGCUCGCUGUGCAGUCUCCUCAGGAAAGAGUUCGACUGGCGAGUGAUGAAGUUUUAUGCGAACGAAUAAGGAACGUAUCUGUGAACGACAGAGUCUGGUACUGCUCCGACUCCUCUAACAGACGAGCCAGAGAACCAGCCUUUGUCAAAUACAUUGGUCCUGUGCUGCAACUUGGAUCGGGACAUUACUUUGGCUUGGAACUACUGGAAAGUCAGGAAAUAUCGAAAACCUCUCUGCUGGCUAAAGAAUAUUUUACUCCCACACAUUGGAAUGCCAUUAUACUGCUUGCUACUAUAAAUAAUAUAUAUCCAUACAAAAUUGAAACUGACACAGGCAACGUUGAAAAAACAUUGUUUUUGAAGAAUAAUAUAGGAACCGACUAUGCUAACGAUAAGAAGAAAAUAUCUAUAUUGGACAGUACACCAGCUGUUUUGUUAGAACAAUUUACCAUGUUUGAUGAUAAUAAAAAUAACAACCAAGAGUCUAUCAAUAUGUUGAAAGAACGCCAUCAAGCCACGAAAUCAAAUCUUGAAAAUGACGUUAAUAGCUAUAAAAACGUCGAUCAUACUCUUUUUAAAUGCGGUAGUGCACCAGAGAAAAAUGACGUCAAGAAAUUCAGCAGAGCAGAAAGUAAGGGAGAUCUGGUGGUAGGCUCCAAUGUAAAAGUGCUGCUAGAUUCUGAUAUUCAUUAUGGAAUUAUUCGAUGGAUCGGCACACCGCCUGGUACAAGUCCUGGCAAAAUAAUGGCAGCUGUCGAGCUGGAUGAUGGACAUCCUUUAGGUACCGACGGAACUUACAAAGACAUCAGAUAUUUUCAUUGUCUGCCUUAUAGAGCUAUAUUUACAGAUAUUGAACACUGUUCUCAUUACGAAAAUACGAAGCUUAACGAACGAUCGACGCUUACAAAUAACGAUAAUUUUGGUGACAUGGAAAGUUCCGUAAUCGCAGGCAUAGUACGACCUAUCUCUGUCAAGGGAGAUUUGGAAAGUAUAUGUGGGAAAUAUCGUGGUAUCCAAGGUCAUCAUAAUUCGUGCUACUUGGACGCUACCCUCUUCAGCAUGUUUACGUUUACCAGUGUAUUCGACAAUCUUCUAUUUCGACCGCCGAAUGAAAAAGAUUGUCCGCAGUAUGAAGAAGUGCAGAGGGUUUUGAGAGAAGAAAUUGUAAAUCCACUCAGAAAGAACAUGUUUGUCAGAGCGGAUCGAGUGAUGAAGCUCAGAACAUUGCUUGAAAAAUUAUCGUCGGUAUCCGGUCUCACCAGUGAAGAAAAAGAUCCCGAAGAAUUCUUAACGUCGUUAGUCGCCCAAAUCUUGAAUGCUGAGCCAUUUCUUAAAUUAAGCUCAGGACAGGAUGCGUAUCAUUAUCAACUGUUUGUUGAAAAGGACGAUCAUUUAAACCUGCCGACUGUGCAACAAUUAUUGGAACAAAGUUUCCUGACCAGUAAUAUCAGAUUGAAGGAAGUCCCUUCGUGUCUUAUUAUACAAAUGCCGCGCUUUGGAAAAUCAUUUAAAAUGUAUCAAAAGAUACAACCUACAUUACUGCUUGAUGUCACGGACAUUAUCGAAGACUCACCCAGACAAUGUACGGUAUGCGGAAAACUUGCCGAAUUUGAGUGCAAGGAAUGUUAUGGACAAUGUGGCGUCGGUCUCGAAAGUAUAGCCUUCUGUUUACAAUGUCUCGAAAAAGUACAUCGUCAUGAACGAAGAACAAAUCACGAACCGAAGAAACUAAUUGUACCAAUGGAAUUUGCAAUUCUGCAAGAGCAUUGUCCUGUACCGCGUCUGUACUUAGAGCUUUCCGCAGUGGUCUGCAUCGAAACCUCGCACUACGUUUCGUUUGUAAAAUGUGGUCCUGGCUCUGAGGCACCAUGGUGCUUCUUUGAUUCCAUGGCUGACAGGAAAGGAGAGCAAAAUGGAUACAAUAUACCAGAAAUGGUGCCAUGUCCAGAUUUUCCUUACUGGUUGAGUGAGGAAGGAGGAAAUUAUCUGACCGAAUUGACAGACGAUCGUCAUUUACCGGAACAUGCAAAACGUUUACUUUGUGACGCGUAUAUGUGCAUGUAUCAAUCCCCUGAUGUUAUGAUGUAUAAAUAAGUUUAACAGAAUCAUUUAAGUAUAUUUCAGAGAUUUUAAGUAUCAUAUUUUAAAUAACGAUCUAUUGUAGUAUUCCUAUAUUUGAACAAAGUGCAAUAUUCUACUGAUUGCUUUCUUUGAUCAUGCAAUAUAAGUUUAUAUAAAUGAACGUAAUACGCGCUAUUACCAAGGCAAUUUGAGAAUCUCAAUCUUCUUAUGUACAAAAGUAGAAAUAUAUGCAAUUUGUGGUGCCAGAAAAUAUGUAUAAUUAUAAAAAAUUAAUUAUAGAUACAGUUACAUAUAUUGGAUAGCAGAUAAUAUAGAUUUAAAGACU
This is a messenger RNA of Linepithema humile (Argentine ant), 2949 nucleotides long. It is a transcript of the gene CYLD, whose product is annotated as ubiquitin carboxyl-terminal hydrolase CYLD. Gene Ontology annotation, biological process: protein K63-linked deubiquitination. The record is from RefSeq and is a predicted model, not a curated record. Gene Ontology annotation, cellular component: cytosol. NCBI's taxonomy places the organism in Eukaryota, Metazoa, Arthropoda, Insecta, Hymenoptera, Formicidae. Gene Ontology annotation, molecular function: K63-linked deubiquitinase activity; cysteine-type deubiquitinase activity.